AUCAACUGACAACAAUGUCUUUUCUGAGCGCUUCCGUCGUGCCAUUGCUAUUGUCCAUCGUAGCACUAGCCAGCCCGACGCUCGGGGUCUGGCAAGAGAAUGUGAGACCCAAGCUGUACGUUGAGCUGGGCACUGAGGAGAUACUCAGGUUCCAGGGCAACGACACUACCAUCGACAACUUCAAGCUGAUGUUGAGGGACGGCACCAGUUUGCUCAUUGGCGCCAGGAAUAUUGUCUACAAUCUCAGCAUAUCGGACCUCACGGAACAACAGAGGCUCAUGUGGUACUCACCGGAGGACGAUGUGAAGAUGUGCGUUGUGAAGGGGAAGGACGAGGAAGCUUGCCAGAACUACAUUCGUGUCCUAGUGGUGCCGAGUCCGGGGAAGCUGCAAGUUUGUGGCACAAAUUCAUUUCGACCCAUGUGUCAUUUGUAUCAGAUAAAUGCAAACAAUUACACAUUGGAAAUGGAGAAACCCGGUCAGGCGGUGUGUCCUUAUGAUCCGCAGCACAACUCCACAGCAGUAUUUGCCGACAAUGAACUCUAUUCGGGCACCGUGGCUGAUUUCAGUGGCAGUGAUCCAAUAAUUUAUCGCGAACCUCUUCAGACGGAACAAUACGACAGUCUCAGCUUGAAUGCACCCAACUUUGUCAGCUCCUUCACGCAGGGGGACUUUGUGUACUUCUUCUUCCGCGAAACAGCCGUGGAGUACAUCAAUUGUGGGAAGUCCGUUUACUCACGUGUUGCGAGGGUGUGCAAGUGGGACAAAGGGGGACCACAUCGCUUUAGGAAUCGAUGGACGUCAUUUCUAAAGUCACGACUGAAUUGCUCCAUGCCUGGCGACUUUCCCUUCUAUUUCAAUGAAAUACAAUCUGCAAGUAACUUGAUUGAGGGACGCUAUGGACAUUCGAACUCCAAAUUGAUUUAUGGUGUAUUCACAACACCGCCAAACUCCAUUCCGGGCUCCGCUGUUUGCGCCUUCUCACUGCAAGAUAUCGCAGAUACAUUUGAGGGGAACUUCAAGGAGCAGAGCGGCAUCAAUUCCAACUGGCUGCCCGUCAAUAGCGCCAAAGUGCCAGAUCCACGGCCUGGGUCGUGUCAUAACGAUUCACGCACACUGCCAGAUCUCACGCUCAAUUUCAUUAAGACACACUCGCUGAUGGACGAGAAUGUUCCGGCAUUCUUUGGACAGCCAAUUCUAAUGCGCACCAGUACAAUGUACAAAUUCACUCAGAUCGCGGUGGAUCCGCAGAUUAAGACGCCAGGAGGAAAGACGUACGAUGUUAUUUUUGUAGGAACAGAUCAUGGGAAGAUCAUUAAAUCGGUGAAUGCGGACUCGGCGGACUCUAGCAAGAAGGCCACAUCGGUAGUGAUUGAAGAAUUGGAUGUACUGGCGAAGAGUGAACCAAUCAGGAAUAUGGAGAUUGUGCGAACAGUUCAGUAUGACCAACCCAAGGACGGGAAUUACGAUGAUGGCAAGCUGGUUAUUGUCACAGAUAGUCAAGUGAUUGCUGUAAGACUUCACCGGUGCAACAGCGACAAAAUCACGAGUUGCAGUGAGUGUGUGGCUCUGCAGGAUCCUUAUUGUGCUUGGGAUAAGAUUCAGGGCAAGUGUCGCUCCCACGGCGCUCCGCGGUGGAUGGAAGAGAACUACUAUUAUCAGAGUGUGGCUACUGGUCAGCACGCCGCUUGUCCAUCCGGGAAGAUGACGUCGAAGGAUGCAAACGCAGGCGAGCAGAAAGGUUAUCGCAAUGACAUGGAUAUGAUGGAUUCACACAAUCGAUUAAUGAAGAAUCAGCCGAGUGGAGAAGUCAUCAAUAUUAUGCAGGAUAGCAAGACUUUCGACGGUACAGGUCCUCAAAUAACGCCAGAUAUUAUGACGGCGCAGUACUCAGUUGAGACUCUGGUGAUGGCUGUGCUGGCGGGAUCGAUAUUUGCUCUGCUGGUGGGCUUUCUUACGGGCUACUUCUGCGGCAGACGUUGUCACAAGGAUGAGGAUGACAAUCUGCCAUAUCCGGACACGGAGUAUGAGUACUUUGAGCAGCGUCAAAAUGUGAAUCGCAUCCAAACGGAGCCGAAAUUGCUGCCUCAGGUGGAUGAGGUGACAUACGCCGAACCGGUGUUGCUGCCGCAAACUUCCAGUCAGAAUAAGAUGCAAAAUUCACCCAAGAGCACACUAAGGAAGCCAAUGAGCCUCCAUCACGGUGGCAAUUCCGACGCUCUCUUCCAGUUUCAGCCUGAUGGCUACAAUACACGCGACACGUAUCGGGGACGAGACAAUUUUGGCACUUUGCGCUCCCAUCAGGGCGACAAUUACCGGCGUGGCGAUGGUUUUUCCACGACUCGAAGUGUGAAAAAAGGCUUAAAUACAAAUGCAAGAAACAGAAGUCUCGGUCGACUAAGGAGGCAGCCGCCCCGACAUGGAAUUGCAACGCCACAUCGUUCCGAUAGUCCGCAAAAUUCAAGUUCAGGCUCAUCACCAGUCAUGUCGCACAGUAGCUCGAGUCCGGCACCGCCAUCGAGUAGCCCGAGCCCUCAGGGUAGUUUGAAGAACUGUAGCUAUAUCUAUCGCGAUUGAUUAAUAUGUGACGCCGUCGAUUCAUCAUCACUAUCACCGGUGAAGACGUCAUCCAGGCAGCUGAGGGAGGCGCUGAAAACGUGGAACAGUUUGUGGUCAAGGCGAAGGCGGCGCGAGCGAUCGCCGUCGCUGUGGACGCACAAUAAUCUGCUGAUGGAGGACAUCGCUGGUGACGGUGACGUGAGAUCAUCAUCGUCCGCAUCCACCAUUCCGAUUGAUGAGUUCGUGAAGGGUGGCUGUGGGACUGCAAGUGGACGGAGUGGUGGGAAAAAUCGACGCUGCAGGAAUAACAAAGCUAAUACAUGUGAUCCGAGGGAGUGUGAGUUGCUUGUUGUUAGAGCAUCAGACUGGGAUGACGAAAAAUGAGAUUCUAACAUUACAUAAAUGAACAUAUUAUUAAGAAAAAGAAAAUUAACAAUAUUCCAAUGAGAGUGGCGAUGAGGUGCCACAGAAGACUUUCACACACGAGCUAAAAAGUGUGUUGUAAAGUGAGUGGAAAAGGUAUAUUUAUUAGCGAGUAUGAGAGUUUUUUUUUAAGAGAGAUUGUAUUCUCAGAGCAGAGCGCAUUUUAUUUACCAAAGAUUUUCAUUGUGCAUUUAUUAAUGAAUUUGUAACUAUUUUAUUUGUAACACACGGAUUAUAUUGUCUUCAUAGAAGAGCUUUACAGAGAAUCUCUGUAUAGAUUAAUUGUACAUUUUGACCGGAGUUUUUUUAACAGAUUUUUUGUAAUAUUUGUAAAAUAUGUUUAUACAAGUUUUUUUUUAAACAUAAAUUUCUUUUUCGAUAUACAAAAAGAAUGAGUUGGAUUUAGAUGGGCGAAUUGAGAGCAAAGAGGAAGAAUCAAGCAUUAGAUUAGUAAGACAUAAGAAAUACUCACUAAAUGAAAAGGAUGAAACCAUGAGGAAGAAAAGGGAAAUUAAAUAACUUUAUUAGAAAUUUUAUUAUACAAGGUAAGAGAGAGGAAGGAACUUUUUGAAACACAAGUAAUAAUUAAAAGAAAAUGAUAAAAAUAAUUCUAAGAAAUAUUCACGCAUAAUAUUGUUACAUUUAGGAGAAAAAAAGAAACAGUUUGAUUGAUAUAAUAAGAAAAGGAGGAGACAGCCCAAUAUUGAUACAGAAAUGAUAAGAGUUUCGGUUGACGCUGAGUUGAAGCGAGUGGAAACAAAUUAAAAAGAUAAUCUUUUAACUAGAAUUUGCUCUUUUAUAGCCAUUUAGCAAAGUGAGUGCGCGCAAGUUGCGAUAAUAACAUUUAAGGGAGUAAGAAAACAAGAAAAUAUAUACGUAUUAGGAGAUGGAGGAAGGCAUUGUACACACAAAAAAAAGGAAGUAAGCUAGGACAAAAACAAGUUAUGAGAGAGCAUCUCAUGUUUUCAUUUUCAUUCAAUGCUAAAUAAUAUUAAUUCUAAGAAGCUAUACUUGAAUUUAUUAAGGAGGAAAAUGCAAAUAUAUAUAUAUUUAAUCCAUGACGGGUGAGAAGAAAACAUAUUUGAAUAUAAAGAUUGCAUUUUAUGAAUAGCAAAAUGAAGGAUUGUAAAUACGUGAAACUUUAUUACAAAAGUGCAGAAACAAUUCAUCCACCCAUUGAGAAUUUAAGGAAAAAGCAUCUUCUUUUUAUGAUGUGAAAAUGGCACUCUUUAAGACCUUUUCUUUCUCUCUGUAAUAUACUCAACAUUUACACAAGUUUCCUCUCCAAUUUGUCCACCCAUCAACCGGCCACUGUGUUUUAUGUUCCUUUUGACAAACACCUUUUCAACAAUUGUAAAAAAAACGGCGGCCUCUCAAAUCGGAGACGUUUUGUAUGGUGAAUUUUUUGAAAGAUGUAAUUCAGCCACGAGGAUUCAUAUUCCUAUAGAGAAUGGAGAAGUGAAAGAUUAUGGUAAAAGCUUGGAGCAUGACUACAGGAUUGCAAAUAAGGCAGGCGAUUGAGAGAAAACAAUGGGCCCAAGAGAGACAGUUAGGGAAAUUUGGUAGAUGGGAAGGCUUAUUUCCAUUUUAAGAAAGAAGACAAGAAAGAUUACAAAUUUAAAAGAGUAUUAUGCUUCAUACCAAGCAUAUUGCCGCAAAUCUGACUUUGUAAUGAAGGAUUGUUUUGACGAUUGAAGUUAUCCGAUAGUGAUAUAGUGACGCAUAGUCAGAACAGAGAAAAAGAGUUGACUAUCCAAAAAAGGUCUCCAUUUGAAAGGUCGCCACUGAAUGUAUUUCCCUAAGUAGCGAGUUCUCCGCAGUGUAAUAUGAAAUGAAAAGUGACAAGAAAACUGAUGCACAAAGACGAAAAUGAAAAGUCAAAAGAAUUUUGUACGAAAGCAAAAACAUUGCCGUUGAUAAAGUUCAACAAUUGUUGAUUGUUUCUUAAAUUGUGAAUUUUUCAAGAUAUAUUUUUCAGCCAGUCAAUGAAGGCAAAGCAUAAAGAGGAGAACUAUAGGUGAAAUAUGUUGUUAGGUGAGAAGAAAGGAGGAAAUGACGAGAUUUUCUCUUUUUGUAAAUAAGGAAAGAAGAAAAGAGGGAGUGAAUAACAAACCAACUCAUGCACUAAAUUAAAAAUGAUAAAUGACAAGUUAUUGAGAAGAAAUCAUAGCGAGUAGUGGUUUUUAAAUAAUAACAAUGAUAGAGAAAAUGGGAGAAAAGGAAGAAAAAUAUAUUACAAUAUAUUUAGAGGUAUUUUAUUUGAUAUUUAAAAAAAGGUAUAUUGUUCAAAGUUCAGUCAAAGGCAAGACGAAUGCAGUGGGGAAAACGUUACCAAUUAACGAGGGAGAGGAAGUAAAGUCAUUGUAAAGCAUUUUCGCUAUGAUGAAACAUGGGGAAAGAGGAUGAAACAAGCAAAAAUAAAAUUUAAAUUAUUGACAGAAAAAUGAGAAGAAGAAAUAUAUUAUAUUACGAUGAGGUGAGAAACUUACUAAGAAUAUUAGAAUAUAAAUUAUAUAAAGCCAUAUAUUUAUAUAAUUAAUAAGUCAUUUAUAAUAUGCAAGUGCUUCUUACAAAUAUAUUAAUGAAAGAAAAGGAUACUGCUUAGAUGAGUAGAAAGUUUUGAUGUGUAAAGAUUUUACAUUUUCAUUUUAGUUUUACAAAACGAUAAAGAGUGUUUCAUUUUUGCUCCAUAACAUAGAAAUAAUAACAAUAUUAUAGUAAGUGAAGAAAAUGCGAUAAUUCAAGCAUUUCUUGAAGAAAGUGUAACAUUUUUACCAUGAAAAAUAAUACAAGUUAUUCAAAGCAAAAGCAACAAAAAGGGAAAAAAUAUUCAAAAGUUAGUAAGAGAAUAAUUAGAAAUUCUUUAAAGAAGCAAAUCCACAGUGAAAUCUUCCAUGAUUUGAGUUGAAAUGAAUCUGUUUAAUUUUCCCACUUUUCCCACAUCCUUUUCGGGAGUAAAAAUACACAUGUAGAUGAGGUGAAAAAGCCAUGAAAAAGUUAUAAAAAUAUAUAGUGGUUUACAUUUUAGGAUUUUACAUUAUUACAUUAUUAUUAUUGAAUAGAUUUAUUGAUAAGAAUGCAGUCAAUUGUAUAGUGAAGAAGAAUGAAAAAAAAAACAACCUAAACUUGUAGUGAAUUAUUAAAAGCAAAAGAAGAAAUAUUAAAAGAAAAUCAUGUGAAGAAGCAUCAAAUAAUUUUUCGAAAAAUACAAAAAAAAUCAUGAAUCUCAAACUAGAAGACAAGAAUGAAAAAAAAAAUUCCAUUGAAGAAUUACCACGUUUUUUCGACAUUCUCUUGAAUAAAACUGAACGAAACCUCUAAAUAGAACUAUAAAAUAGUUUUAAACACUUUAAAUGAUGAAAAAUGAAGUAAUUAAACCUUAAUAACUAUAAUGAAAAACUAUUAAUAUUUCCAUAAACAUGCAAACACGAAGAUGAAAACGAGGAAAAGCAUCAGAUUUCUAAAAGGGAAAUUGCAAUUUGGUUUUGAGGCUGAAUCAACACUUUAUUUUCGAUACAGAGUUCGCAAUUGUAUCCACUGAAUCAGGUUUUUAACUAAAUGAAAUAUAUGAAAAGCAAAUAGGAAUGCAAUUAAAAAAGAUUCUAAAUGGUAGUUUUCACAUGAUGGAAAGAGCAUACAAAUACAAAUACGAAGAAAAUUUAUUUAUUGACACAAUUUACUAAUUCUGACUAUUGGUAGCGAUUUGUUGAUAUUCCUGAUUAUUCAGUUAAUUUCUGAUAUUAAUGCUGUCUUGAGCAAUAGCCUAAAGAUGGCAACUGAAACUUUGCAGCGAAUGAUCAUUUUUUUUGCAAAAAAACCAUCAUGUGGGAAAAGUUAACUGAAUUUCUUGAGAGAAAUGAAACAGUUGGGUAUCAAACAUGGUGAACUCUGUGAGAACCAAGAAGUCUUUUUGGUUUAAGCUUCAUAUUUUAUAAUUGUACAAAAAAAAGUUUUCCUUUUGGGCGUUGAAAGCAAUGCAACGCCAAGACACAGUGUAAUAAUUCCAAAAUUGAAGAUAAAAAAAAAAUCAUGAAAGACUGAAAUGAUAUUAAACAAUAACCAACAUUACUUUCUAUUUUAAGUUUCUAUAAAUGUCUAGUGACACGAAAGUGGAUAAAAAAGUGUAUGUAGAGUGGCAAAAAGCACAUCAAAUUGUAUGAUUCUGCGUUCAAAGACACGAAGAUGAAGAUGAAUUCGACUAAAAAGAUAAUGUAAUGAGUACAAAAAAGAAACUUGUUUAAUGAAUGUGAAAAAUCUCAAAUCCACUGAGAAAUUUCCUUGCGAUGCAAUAAGACAAAAUGAAAAAAAAAUACUAAAGAAAAUAUUGAGGUAAAUUGUAGAAAGUCCAGCGAAUUAUUUCACUUGUUAUCGAAUCUCAAUUACACGUCAUUUGUUUCUACUCAAUUUUUCUUGGUUUUCCCUGAAAUUGUGAAGAAAAAGAUCUAAAAAAAAGACACAGAAAUACUCAAAAAUAAAUGCAACCUUAGGAAAAAGAAGAUUUGUAAAUAUUGGGAGGCAAGAAACAACUUCUUUAUUCUUUUCACAUCUUCUUUAUCAUUCACUUGUUGCAUGAAUAAUGCGCAACAUCACUUAGAAAUAUUUGCAUUUAACGACGACGAUGAGGAGGAGAAUAGAUAAGAUUGAAGAAAUCCACAAUACGUAUUCAGUGAAAAAGAAUUCAGCUAGAAAAUGAAAGCGUUGUUAUUGAAUUUUUCUUAAAAUAAAAACCAGUGAUUAAAAACUGACGAUAUAAU
This is a messenger RNA of Phlebotomus argentipes, 7735 nucleotides long. RefSeq names its product semaphorin-1A (gene Sema1a). The record is from RefSeq and is a predicted model, not a curated record. The coding region runs from base 15 to 2576 and encodes 853 amino acids. The transcript is spliced from 10 exons. Gene Ontology annotation, molecular function: chemorepellent activity; semaphorin receptor binding. Gene Ontology annotation, biological process: neural crest cell migration; positive regulation of cell migration; negative chemotaxis. Lineage: Eukaryota; Metazoa; Arthropoda; Insecta; Diptera; Psychodidae.